This is a messenger RNA of Staurois parvus, 385 nucleotides long. NCBI's taxonomy places the organism in Eukaryota, Metazoa, Chordata, Amphibia, Anura, Ranidae. The record is from the annotation of a GenBank genome assembly.
GAAGAGGGGUGAUGAGGGGGUUGCUGUGUGAGAGGAGAUGGGUGGGGAGGAGGUCUGGGCGCGGCGAUGUCCCCGCGGAUUGUGCCGAGGAAGAGGGGUGAUGAGGGGGUUGCUGUGUGAGAGGAGAUGGGUGGGGAGGAGGUCUGGGCGCGGCGAUGUCCCCGCGGAUUGUGUCAAUCUUGUUUUUGAAGUGAUUGCCAAUCUCGAGGGGGCGGUGAGUGAGGUGCUGAGAGGAGGUGGGGGUGGAGAGAGUAGAGAGUUGAAUGUGGAGAAGAGCCGGCGAGGAUUGGAGGAGAGGGUCUUGAUGAGGGCCAGGAAGUAGGCUUGUUUGGCAGAUUGGAGGGAGGUGUAGGUGUGGAAGGCAGAUUUAUAGCGGGUAAUGCCU